Molecule: messenger RNA, 1212 nt
Organism: Penicillium cataractarum
Lineage: Eukaryota; Fungi; Ascomycota; Eurotiomycetes; Eurotiales; Aspergillaceae
Product: NAD-dependent epimerase/dehydratase family protein
Exons: 2
Coding region: 1-1212 (403 amino acids)
Biological process (GO): beta-D-galactose catabolic process via UDP-galactose, Leloir pathway
Cellular component (GO): cytosol
Molecular function (GO): UDP-glucose 4-epimerase activity
Source: RefSeq, a predicted model, not a curated record
AUGCCUGCUGGUUCAGUCCUCGUUGCCGGUGGUACCGGUUACAUUGGCUCCUUCACCACCCUCGCCCUUCUUGAGGCUGGCUACAAGGUCGUCGUCGCUGACAACCUGUACAACUCCUCCGCCGAGGCCCUGAACCGUGUCGAGGCUAUCUGCGGCAAGAAGGCUGAGUUUGUCCAGCUCGAUGUCACCGAGGAGAAUGGCUUCGACAAGGUCUUCGAGGCCCACCCCGACAUUGACAGUGUCAUUCACUUUGCUGCCCUGAAGGUGCGCUCAUAUAUCCAUGCUGAAUUGGAAGAAACCAAUUCAGCGCAGCCAUUGUCACGAAAUAACCCCGAAACUGACACUCUUCUUUACAUCCAGGCUGUUGGCGAGUCCGGCGAGAAGCCCUUGGACUACUACCUGGUCAACGUCUACGGCACCAUUAACCUGCUCCGCUCCAUGGUUAAGCACAACGUCAGCAACAUCGUCUUCUCCAGCUCGGCCACCGUCUACGGCGAUGCCACCCGCUUCCCCAACAUGAUCCCUAUCCCCGAGGAGUGCCCUCUGGGCCCCACCAACCCCUACGGUAACACCAAGUUCGCCGUCGAGACUGCCAUCACCGACGUGAUCAACGCUCAGCGCAACAACGCCAUCAAGGCCGGCAACGAGGCCGAGGCCAAGAAGUGGAACGGUGCCCUGCUCCGCUACUUCAACCCCGCCGGUGCCCACCCCUCCGGCAUCAUGGGCGAGGACCCCCAGGGUGUCCCCUAUAACCUGCUCCCCCUGCUCGCCCAGGUUGCCACCGGCAAGCGCGAGAAGCUCCUCGUCUUCGGUGACGACUACGCUUCUCACGACGGCACCGCCAUCCGCGACUACAUUCACAUCCUCGACUUGGCUGACGGUCACUUGAAGGCUCUCAACUACCUGCGCGAGCACAACCCCGGUGUCCGCGCCUGGAACUUGGGUACCGGCAAGGGCUCCACCGUCUACGAGAUGAUCAAGGCCUUCUCCGCUGCUGUCGGCCGCGACCUCCCUUACGAGGUUGCCCCCCGUCGUGCCGGUGACGUUCUCAACCUCACUGCCAACGCUACCCGUGCUACCAACGAGCUCGGCUGGACCCCCAAGUACACUCUUGAGAAUGCUUGCGAGGAUCUCUGGCGCUGGACUAAGAACAACCCCCAGGGUUACCGCCAGCAGCCCCCUGCGGAGCUGCUCGCUGCCCUGAAGAAGUAA